AUGAGAGAAAGAGAAGAGGAUAUAAACAGAGAUAGAACUAUACAAAACAUCAUAUAUACAACAGUGUUUACAACAGCACAUUCAAACAACUCUCAAUUACAGUUCAUGUGCAUCUACUCCUCACCAGAUCUGUCAGAUAUGGAAUACCUUCAGAUUAAUUAUUUUAACAAAGUUAAACAUGCAGAGUUCAGCAGUACUGUGGGGAAAUUUGUGGGAUUUACCAAACAAGGAUGGAUUGAUGCAGAUUACUGGAACAAUAACACUGCCUUCAUCCAGCAGCUGAGGGGUGGAAUAGACAGAUACUGCAGACACAAUGCUCGUAUUUCCUUCUCAACCCUUCUUGACAAAACAGCAUCACCAAAGGUCCGUGUAAGGUCAAUCAAAAAGGGCAGUGGCACACAUCCUGCCGUGCUGAUGUGCAGUGCCUCCCGCUUCUACCCCAAAGCCAUCAAACUGACCUGGUUAAAGGAUAGUAAACCAGUGACCUCUGAUGUGACCUCCACUGAGGAGAUGGCUGAUGGUGAUUGGUACUAUCAGGUCCAUUCUCACCUGGAGCACAUUCCCAAAUCAGGAGAGAAGAUCUCCUGUAUGGUGGAGCAUGCCAGCUUUGCUAAACCCAUGACAUAUGACUUGGAACCCUCUGUGUCAGAAUCUGACACCAAUAAGAUUGCUAUUGGCGCCUCUGGACUUGUGCUGGGGGUCAUCCUAGCAGCUGCUGGACUAGUCUACUACAAGAAGAAGUCCACAGGGCGGAUCUUGGUGCCACAUUAA
Chanos chanos (milkfish) is the source of this 771-nucleotide messenger RNA. RefSeq names its product H-2 class II histocompatibility antigen, E-S beta chain-like. The transcript has 5 exons. Gene Ontology annotation, biological process: antigen processing and presentation; immune response. Bases 1 to 771 code for a protein of 256 amino acids. The record is from RefSeq and is a predicted model, not a curated record. Gene Ontology annotation, cellular component: membrane; MHC class II protein complex. NCBI's taxonomy places the organism in Eukaryota, Metazoa, Chordata, Actinopteri, Gonorynchiformes, Chanidae.